Carcharodon carcharias (great white shark) is the source of this 5006-nucleotide messenger RNA. Its product is annotated as cilia- and flagella-associated protein 54-like. The transcript has 39 exons. Lineage: Eukaryota; Metazoa; Chordata; Chondrichthyes; Lamniformes; Lamnidae. Bases 39 to 5006 code for a protein of 1655 amino acids. Gene Ontology annotation, biological process: cilium assembly. The record is from RefSeq and is a predicted model, not a curated record.
UGGUGGUUUAGAAGUGGGACAGUUAACCUACUGCCUCAAUGGAGCCAUUGCCCGCCGGCUUUUAUGGGAAGUUCGAUGAGAAAAACCCCGUUGUAUCUUCACUCGAACAGAAGCUUACCCGCUUUAUGAGAAACUUGGAGAGAGUGGCUUCCCACAGCUCGUACACCAGAGGAGCCAAUGAUUUAUUCUGCAUCUGGAACAUGUAUGAGAAACUGCUACCAGCUCGUUAUUACCAAGAAAAACUGCUGAAGGUUGGAAGUUUUCUUGCGCAGCUGAAGUUCUAUAAGUUGGCUUCGUGGCAGUGUUAUGGACGAUACCUGCAGCAGUUCGGCUCUCCCAGAAUUGAUGACAUUACAGAUGUAAAGAAGUUUAAGGCCACCUUUUUACCGGGUCAAUUUGAAAUUGAGAAUGCUAGUUUAACGAUUCAUGCAUUGCAAAUGAACAGCAUUUGCAGUUACUAUAUGGUGAAAGAAGCUGAUCCAAAACUGCUGAAAUUGGAGUCCCAGAGGAAGUGCACAAGCAUUCUUAAGUUCCUUCGACUUAUUAUGCAAGUGGCCCUGCCAAAAGAACAGCUUUGCUGGCUUAUUCUUAAUGGUACGAUUCACAUUUACACCAUCUGUAGACAUAUGAUGGUUUUAGCACUUUAUGCUAAGGCCUUUGAAUAUAUACUGUGGGCAGCCAUCUGCAUGGAAACAUCUUUUCCACUUUCAACAGUUCGCUAUCUAAGAUGGAGAGCUACUCUUUAUACUGCUGUGUGUCAGUGUUACUAUGACUGUGAAUCUGACAUACUUGCUGAGACAUUUGCUCGCCGUGCUUUAGGCAAGAUCAGUGAACUAAGCCAGAUGGAAACCAUGGGCUCCUCUCCUCAAACUCCUGAAGUUGCAAAAGCCUUUAGAGAGGCCACUGUCAAGGUGUCCAUAAUGAUCUUUAAAAGAGCAGUUAUUGAAAGUAGAAGAAAACCAAAAGGGAUUUUGCGGCCUAAACAAAAAACUAACUACAAAGAGUCUCAAAAUUUGCCCUGGCCACACAAUGCCACGGAAUAUCUGCUGGCAGAAAUGUUUCCCGGCAGUGCAGCUCAGUUCCUUGCUAUUACAGAGGCAUUGUCAAGUGGUAAUAGACGUGUACUACAGACUAGGCCUCCCUUUCCUGCUGAACAUGAAGUAAUCGACGUGACAACUGAACUUUUCUUGGCAGGUCUCCUACUCCUCGCAGGUGGUGGUGGUAAUACUCAGCUUAGUGCAACUGCCUGCACAGGUCCGAUUGGUGGGAUAAACAAAUCAAGUUCCCUAAUGGAACUUGCAGCUGCUGGUGAAGACGGUGUGUCCGUGGAGGCUGCUGUGCGGUUUGCAAAGAUUGCAUUCUGCUAUGAAUAUUUGGAAAUAUUUGAUGUCAUCAUUGCACCACUUCUCACUUUCUUAAGGAAACAUGAAAAUAUGGCCUGGAAGAGUUAUGAGCUAGAUUUGGAUCUACUGAUUGCUAUGGAACCAUUUGUUUCAGCACGCAAACCAAAGCAUGGUCUUCCUAUAGUAGGAAGCUGUGCAAGAGGAGGAAUACUUCAACCUGGUGGGGCCAUCAUUUUAUGUGAUGAUCUUGUGAUACUAGCAGAAGCAUUGUUUGCUUAUACUUGUACCCCUCUAGAGGGUACCACUCCAGACAUAGACAUGGUUGUGGAUGCCAUUCUUUUUCUGUGGCAGAAGUGCAAGACAGUUCUACAGAGAGGCAACUUCGGGAUUAUUGGUUCUACUAAAUACCUAAAGAAGAUGGAUAACUUUGGAAAGUGGAUGCAUAUCCUGUCCAUACUUCAAGAAGUGACUAUUUGGUGCAACUUAGGGGAUGUUGACCCUGUAGUAAUGGCAGAUAUUACACUGUACUCAGCAGGGUUGCUUGAAACCCUGGCUGAUUCAAGUGUGAAGACCAAGAGAAAGCCAGGUGGCCUGUGGAUACUUGAGUGGGAUCACCCAUCACUGCAUAAAGGUAGUAACGCUGCACAUGAGGAUCAAAGUGACACAGCAACAUCUACACAAACUCCAGCAAUAUCCACGCAAACAGAACACUGUGCUCCAAUGAACUUAUUAAUGAAACACCCAGCUGAACAACUUGAUAUUGCGUGUAAAAUGCUCGAAAAGGCAGUGGACAGCAUAGCGGCAGCUCGCUCUGUUUCAACAGAGAAAACCUUGCUGAUUGACAAUAGCUAUAUAAAGUUAGAUGAACAUAUUUACCAGUCAACUAGCCAAUUAGAUCUACAGGAACAAAAUAAUGUUCCGCAAGAAGAUUCUUAUAAAGCAACAGCUCUCUGCAGUCUCAUCAUGGAUUUACAUCUGGAGCUUAUUCAGGUUUAUUACAGAGUGGCAUUUAAACUUCUCAAAAUGAAUCAUGAGAAUUCUGAAAACAACAGUCAAGAAACCAUUGGUGCUAAUGAAAAUUAUGACUUUACCAUUUCUACAGAGGCAGACAUCAUUAAGAAAGUCAAGAAGAACUACGUGUUGAAGGCUAUGUUUCUAAUUCAAAAAGUGAUGAUUCUAUACAGCAAGGAGCAGGACCAAUCUUCCAAAUAUCACCUUCUUGAGAAAGCUGUGACUCUGCUGCAGAAGGCUGAAGAUGAGGAGAAGAUGCUAUAUUUGUUAAGCACACCACAGCCAACAGCAGAAAACGAGGAGCUUGAUGUUGUACCAGCCCCCAUCCUGCUGUCCAGAACACACAAUUCUAUGAUAUUCAAACCUGCUCCUUUUACUUCAUCCAAAAAGGUUUACUGGUAUCGCAUAUUUGGUCGUACUGCAACAGGAAGCAUUCUCAAAGUACGGCUGAAGGAUUCUCACUUUGGGGGUACUGGGCAAGAGGUACCAGCACUUGGAGAGUGUUUACUGGAGGUAAAAGACAUCGAGCCCAAUGAAAAAUACAUCUUUGCAGUUGCUGCUUAUUCAGAAGAUGGAACAAUCAUUGGAGAUGGAAUAGGACAGACAACAAAGCCAAUUCUAGCAUAUUAUCCUCUUCCCAUCCUUACAGCAUGGACCUGCCUUUGUCAGGCUGCAUACCAAUUGGGAUAUUAUCCAGUGGCAAAGGUAGCUUUCUCAGUUUUGUGGAAGCACUUUGUUUCACAGGAAUGUCAAACAUCAGAAUCUAACUGGCUUGUUUCUGAGAAGACUGAUUGGUGCAUCACUCAGAAAAGCUUAAGUAAGGAUGCUGUAUCUUGGGCAUCUCCCAUCCUUCUGCGGAAUUUUCUGGGAAGCAUCUUCAUCGAUUCCGAUAUUAGUUGCCAGGAAGGUGCUGUUUACUGUGACUCUCUGUCCGAUAACGGACCACUCUAUAAAGGACAACUUGGUAGACUGGCUAAAUGUGAAAGAAUUCUGGUGGCCAUUGAAAUUGCCGGCUGGAUCAAUGAUGCCAAUCAAGCAUUGCAGGCUGUUGUCCAAUGCUAUGGACUUCUUGCACCCUUGAUCUUUCACAGAAUUCCUUCAACUCCUGUUGUACAGAUUCUCACAAAAUGUCUGUGUAUUCUACAAGACGUUGUUGGUGCCUACAGGCAAAGGAAACAGUUUGGAAUAACCGAAAGUUUGCAACACAUGACAGCUUGCAUCACUUACUAUUUAGCAAAGACAUUACGAUGCUGGAAAGAGUAUGAUCUUGCUUUAGAAGUCGUAAUUAUUGGAAAAGAGAUUCUUCAUUCUGCACUUCAGGAAACUGCUGCAGAACAAAAGGCUGGCGGAAUCGAGGAUGAAGCUGAAACAUUGCAGAACAAAUGGGAAAGCACCAUUGACCAACAGAAAUUAGUCAUUGAGAACUCUAUGCAGAUGAAGUCAAUGGAUGAAGUUUUGGCUGAUCUGAAAAAGGAAGAGAAACCAGAAGCAUUGUCUGGAAAUGAAGCGGUGAUUUACACAACCAUCUUAUUUGCACCUAUAAAUAUUGCUUACAAUGCAGUCAUGAAGUUUAAAGACAAAAGUCGAUUCCUGGAAUAUUUUGUACUGUUCCUGCACAGACUGGUACAAAAGGAGCAUUUUGCACACAUAUCAAAUUGGGUGAUUGAAGUUGUCGGGUUUCUACGAAAGCGGAACAGAGCUCUUCUUGGCAAAAAGAAAACAUCUGGAAAAAAAUCUGCAAUUAAACACCUGAAAAAUGCAGCAGUUGUGAUAGAGUAUCACAAUAAUCCUGUGAGCAAAAAACCAAAAAAAGAAAAAGCAACGUUGAAGGAACUCCUGCAGACCAUUCACAAUAAUCCAAGCAUUAAGUUGAACCCAUUGGCACAAAGGAAACAAAGAGAAAAAUUGGAAAAGAAAGCUAAGGAAGUUUUUCGAACUCUGCUUAGACCAAUUGUACAUCGCUACCUGCAACUUAAAAAAUUCAACAAAUUUUGCAUGAUUGAAAUGCCGUGGCGUAGUCAGUUAAACAUGCUAUUGGGAAUUCUCUGUUUUAAUUCAUUCAUGAGGUAUUAUGAAGAAGAUGGUUGGACCUCAAAAAGCAUUAGCAGAUCCGAACCCUGGGAGAAGUUUCUGUUCGAAGACCUGAACUCUGGGAGAAGUUGCUGCUUGAAGAUCCGAACCCUGGGAGAAGUUUCUGUUCGAAGACCUGAACUCUGGGAGAAGUUGCUGCUUGAAGAUCUGAACCCUGGGGUCCGGUCACUGGAGCCCUCCAUCUUCUCUUCAGAUCUCCGUGGGCUGCCCCAGGCUUUUGUCAGAUAUUCCUUUUUGGACCCUGAUAUUUUUACUCUACAUAAUUGUGGUGGUCUACUCAUAGACACAGAGAUUGAUGAUUCAGAAAUGAUACAAGAAAUUCCUGAAGUGUCACUGUACUCACUCAGAAGAAAUGAAAAGUCAUCAGAAUCAGAACAUGGCUGGAACGAUGCCAUUUCUGACAGCACUGAAAGUGCUCUGAACACAUCACUGACUCAAAUGACCACUGAAGAAUUUGAACCCACUACAGGAGAAGGGAGCACACCAAGCAUUUCUGCCAUUUUGAUUAAAGACCAAUUAAACAAAGCCUUUUUAUACAUCAGAAGAGCAGUGGUAUUUUAG